UCUUCUAAGCCACAGCUAUGCGCACAUCCUCCCCGUCAUAGCCUAAAACACAUUCCAGUUCCGGACUCACGCGUACACGCGCCCGGGAAAGUUUACGUUCAAAUUUCGAAUUCGCGAAUACUCCGAACUAUUAUUUUUAUUCUAACGCGAACCAUUAUAAGAAAAAAAGUUGCAGAUUUUGGCGGCAAACGGGUAAAGUUGUGUGUUUGGUGUUAAAGUGCGUUUCGCAUACUUUAAAAAGCUUUUAAGAUAUUUUUUAUUUGUGUGCGGUGUACGGAUAGAUUCUGUUGAUGUGAAGUGUUAUAUUUUUUAUUUUUGUGCACAUUUUGAUUUGGAUUUUUUUGCUCCGGAAAUUUUUGGAACAAUGUGGAUAAACCGCGGUCAGAUAUCGCGUCAUUAGGGAUCUAUUAUUCGUUUUAUUUUCCAUUACACUCCUCACUCCCACACCGUAGCAAAAAGAUGCUGGGGUGUGCACAAAGGAGAGUCGCCUCGGAGUUCGCAUCCUUUGUCCCUAAAGCUAUCAUCUUCAGCUCGGCUGUUGACAGCCGGUGCCUAGACAAGUAGAUGACAAAUUAAAUUCAAUAAACUUUAAAAUUUAAUUCGGCCAAAUUUGAAACACGAUUAAAAUUUCUUAAUUCUGUACCACCCCGAACAAAACUAGUCAAAGUAACAAAUUGAGGAGCGAUAGCAUUAAGUUACCAAUAGAAGUUGCAAAGGCUAUAGCUACGCCUUCGCUGGUCACCGAGCCGCCGCCGAGCUGCCGCCGCGGUGGCAUGCUGUAUGCCCCUUGUGUCGACUGUGCGCUGACUGGUCGCUACGUCACGUGGCUUCCCGGCGCGCGACUGCAGUGCUGGAUGCUACUAACUGUAUACACGUUACCACAGCUUGCCGUCUCUGCGAAGAUAUUGUGCCUCCUGAUGGUGGUGAUCUGCGGUGCGGUGCCAUCGAUGGUCCGGUCGGUUCGUCUCUACAACCAGUGCUCGCAUAUGUACGUCAACGUGUUCCCCAACGGCACCGUCAUGGCCCGCUCCGAUGGAAACGACCAUCCGAAUCUCACCAUCAGUACGCGCGGCGUCAACCUCGAGCUGCUCAUCCACUCGCCCGUGCAGGAUAUGUACCUGUGCUUCAACCGCUCCAAGCUGGUCGGCAGACGUUUGUCCCGAUUUCAAGCGGAGCGACAGUCCAAUUGCCUGUUCAAAGAAGAGUUUGUGGACGGCUACAGCUCCUUCCACCUGGUAAAGAACGACGACCGAUACAUAGGGUUCAACCGGCGCGGACUGCAGCUGCGACGACUGAAGAGCCGCCUCUCCCAGCGCUCCCAAAACUGCUUCGCCUUCAUGAAGGAGAACCAGGACUUCGACAUAAGCAGGCACAACCACAUGGUCGCCGCGGACCGGCCCCGGCAUCCGCAGCGUAGACUGCGCCCUCCACCGCAGAACUCCAUCAAACCGCCAUGCCACGGCGUGCGCCACCACCACGGUAGGCACCAGAGGCGGAGGAACUGCGAGGGCACGUAAACCUUUCCAUUAUUAGCAGCAUUUAGCUUGAACGCUUCGCGCGUUUCGUCGCCAGCUGUCGACGGGCCUGUGGACAGAGUAUUAGUCAACUACCGCAGUAUUAUUUCAGAACGAGGACUGGACGACGUUAGGCUAGCCGGCCGCGGUCGCUUCGAAACGCCGAAUGGUAGCUACGGCGAGCGGGAGCAAACAGAACGAGGAAAAAGGCCGGGGCGGCUGGAGAUGUGAAAUUCCUUACGGUCGUGCAACAUCGCGCUCGUUUGCUCUCGCGCUCGCGUACACUCGUGCUCUAAAAGGAAAAAAAGGCUUUCUGAGGAAAGAGCAAACAGUGUCGCUAGUCACGAGUCUUCUGAGAGACCACCGCUGAAUUUUGAUCGCCGAGGCAGCUUCGGGACGUGGAGGCGCGUCUCCGUAAAGUUGUUCAUCUGGACGUUUGAUAACUUUCCUAACCUCGACUGCUCCGGCUGGCUCGCCAUUAUUGUAGUAAAAGCGCCUUUACGUCAAUUCUCAGUGUAUUAUUAUUUAAAUGCUUUAAUAUUAAGUUCGGAUCGCGUUAUCUGCUUGUAAAUAUAUAAUAAAAGUACAUAAUUGUGUUUACUUAUUUAUCGAUGGAAAAAUUUAAUGAGAAGUUUGUAAACGUAGAGGUUAGUUGUAUAGUUGUAUUAAAAUGAUUUGUAUUUAAUUAAUGGUUAUUUAAUCUAUCCGACCGAGCGCUCUCUUGUGAUUAGCCACAGAUAAUGUAACUAUUAACGGUAACUUCGCAUCUGUAUACUUCUACCAAACGUUCUCCAAUAUCGAUUAAUGUCGCUAAGAGUUUAUGUAUGAUUUGAGCUUUUUGUAAAUAUUAUUUUAAGUGUUUGUUUGAGAGUGAUAGGUACUUGAAUCUCUAUACGUUAUUAUUAUUUCAUUGUUGCGAUAAUAACUGAUGCUUGCAUUGAACAAAGGGAAGAUUUUCAUUCCACAAUCAUUAAAAUAUUUAGUAAAUUGUAAAAUAAUUUUCUAACAUUCGAAUUUUGUUUUUCAUAUUAUUUGCUCUAUUUUAUUUUUUUAUACCACAUACAAGAAAUAAAAAGCAUUUAUUGUUUACAAAAUAUCGACAAACAUGGGCAUUAGUUUAUUUUCGUAUACAAUAAAUGUGUUAUAUAAAAAAAGAAACAUCAGAAAUACAUUCAUAUAAUACCAGUUCAUAAUACGUGAGAGAAGUUAGUCAGCAAAUAUAUAAACACGUAUUAUGUUUUAUGUAUAUUUUAUGUGACAACUUAUAUAUUAAUUAGUACUGAACCAUAACUGUUGUAACGUAUUUAUUAGUGAACAUUGUAAUCUUGUAUAUUUUAAGAUCUGUGCCAUAGUGAGGUGGCAGCGUACGACUUUAUGUUUGCGAUGUAAUUAGUAUAUUAAGUUAAUGUCUGUUAACUACAAAUAAAUUUUAAAAAAAAUGUUUAAAGUAAGACGAAUAACAAAAAUCAAAUGUAUUCUGUACCCAGUGUGAACAAGGCUUAAGAUAUUGCGCUAAGGGUGUAGGCAAAUGUUAAUUAUGUCUUACACCCAAUAUUAUAUUCAAUGUAAUUGUUGCUAUUGUCUGCAUUUUAAAUAUAUACAUUCCGUUUAUAUUCCA
This is a messenger RNA of Papilio xuthus (Asian swallowtail), 3132 nucleotides long. RefSeq lists its product as uncharacterized. NCBI's taxonomy places the organism in Eukaryota, Metazoa, Arthropoda, Insecta, Lepidoptera, Papilionidae. The record is from RefSeq and is a predicted model, not a curated record. The coding region runs from base 774 to 1517 and encodes 247 amino acids. Gene Ontology annotation, molecular function: growth factor activity. The transcript is spliced from 6 exons.